CGACAAGCCCGUUACAUUGGACAUCGAUAUGUCCUGACGCUUAUAGAUCACUACUCUAGGUAUGUAAAAUUUAUAAAGAUGAGAUCAAGGUUAGCGGAGGAGGUAGUGAAGGGUUUGCAAACGUACAUGGGAGAUUUUGGGGCACCGAAAGUGCUCUUAACGGACAAUGCGCGCGAGUUCCACGCAACCAUUGUCAAAGAGCUAUGUACUAGAAUGGGCACCCAGUUGGUGUUCAGCACUCCUUACCAUCCCCAAGGCAACUCUAUCUCAGAACGGAUGCACAGAACAAUGAAAUCAGUCCUAGCUACGUUGUGCCGAGGACACCCACACCGGUGGCCAAACUAUCUUGGACAGUGCCAGACAGUCUUAAACGCGGCAGUGCACGAAACCACCGGGGAGCAACCGUUCUACCAAAUGUUCUCUCGUUACGCGCCACGAAGUGUAAGUGCGCCCUUACCACAGGACGAUGAUGACGCGGACAUAAAAAUCGCGAUGAGGUGGUUAAAGAAACUAAUAGGGAGAGAGCACAAAAGUGGCGAGACAAGGCUAAUCGAGGGAGAACUAAUCAGAGGGUAGAACUUAACAGUUUGGUGUGGGUGAAAAAGGAACAAGAUGAGUCCUCGGUACAGCGGAAGUUGGGAGUGAAGUGGUUAGGUCCGUACAAAGUUAAAGAAAUACUUAGGGAUGGAAGUGCAUAUGUGCUAGAGAAUGUUUUCAAUGGAACACAAAUACAACGUGCGGCCGAGAAAAUCAAACCAUACGUAGGAAAAGAACAAGUCCUCAUCGAACAGGAGGAAGUACUCGUACCACCGGUGGACGAUAGUGAUGAGGACGAAAUUGAACAACGUCCCACGAGGGAAAGAAGGCCGCCCCGAAGGCUAAUAGAGGAAGUUUAGGUAGGCUCCUGGGACAGAGUUGCGCGGUGCAGGACAGUAAUGAACCCUCUUUGUUGCAGUGCAGAGCGGCACUGGGAAAUCUCUCCCGCAUCCAGGGUCAGCGAAACCAGAGGAAGCAUGGGGACCCAGAAGAACCUCGUCAACCCCACCAGGAAUAUCUGGAACGACCUGGGCUCCCUGCAGAAGGUGUGGAGAAGGGGCUGGAAAGGUCCUACCACGCAACCCCGGAUGCCAGGAGGAGGUGGGAGGUACACACCUGACACCCUACCAGGAUGCCGGGUCCUGAUGAGACCCCAAGGCACUCGUGCCUAUAUUAUGGAAUAAUGUAGUACUAUAUGGUUGGCCGCGAUUGAAAAAAAAAAAAAUUUGUGACCCUUAAAUAAUCUGGUAAACUAUUUUUUUUUUAAUGUUUAGUAGGAUGUUUUGUAUAUGAUGUAACUAAAUGUUUUAUAUGGAGUGAGUAGUAAUGUGAUUGUUUUUUUAGACAAGUUACCCAUGGGUUCAAGACUUUGAGAAAGGGAUUUCAAUCUCAGGAAGGAGGGAGCCGUGUAACGGUCCGAAUGUGAGUGAACGAGAAUGUGGGUAAGUCAGUGAGUAACAGAGUGAGUAAGUGUAAGCGAGUGCGUGAAUGAACGAGAGAAUGUGAGUAAGUCAGUGAGUGACAGAGCGAGUGGGAGCGUGGAUGAGUGAAAGAGUGAAUGAGUGAAUGGGCGGCUAAGGAAUGUAAGUGCGUAAAAGGUUAUGAGAAGAUAACACGGUGAGCGAAUGAGUAAAUAUCAUGAACGAGAGUUACUGAAAUCCCUCAUUUCAAAGCCUCGAACCCCCCAAGAAACCAAUAACUAGUUAGUUAGAUAGGUAGGGUUUGAUUGUAAAAGAAUGUUCCGGAAGGGAGAGAGAGUCAGUAAUGCGGGGUUAAGGAUCACGUGAUGGGGGAAGGGGGAGGAGCUUAGCGAGGAGCAGAGGCGAGAAGCCGAGGGCAAGGAGACCCACGGGCCAGUGAGGAAGAGCACCACAAGCUUGGGAGACGUGAGGACACGAACACCCCUACAACAAGGAGCGGCAGCGAGAAAUCACAGAGAAGCGGGCUGGUCAGAGAGGUGUCCAUCUCUCCACUCAGCCCCCCCCCGAAGAACCACCCACGGCCUGCUGUGUGAGACGGACUACAGGAUGGGAACUUGUAUGGCGGGGUAACCUGCCCCUCGACUGCCCGAGUGGCCGUCCUACCACUGCCCUGGUGGCCGAUAUACCACUGCCCCAAGCUGCUCCCUACAUCACGACGAGCGCCCGCCUCUUCACACCACCCGAGCUGCUCCCUCUCCACAUCAAGCGGCGCCCGUCUGUCCAUCACCAGGACCGCCCCUUUCCCAUGUGGACGUCCCCUGCCGAGCCCGACGCUCACGCCAGCUCCUGCUUCUCCUCCUCCAGCAACCAGAGCGAAGCAUUAUGUGUAUUCCCCAAAUCUUCCUUGUGCCGGUAGCUAGUUAGAUUAGAGGCAUACAGCCUGUCAGUCAGUCAUUUGUUAGUACUCCGCUAACCCUUGAAAAAUGAAGCUAAAUACAUAUUUAUAUACAACCUUACUGUGAGUGUUAACAUUUGGAGCCUGUUUUGCUGCUCAUUUGAGAUUACUGAACCCUUACCCCCCCCCCCCCCCCAUAGUACAUUAUCACCAUCCAGUUUCUUAACGCUGUCUCACAAGUGGUUCACACGGAAAUCCUCCCACCUUCCAUAAUUAAUCACACAAGUAACGCCCUUCUGGUCACAAACCUCGGAACGAGUGUUCACUUGUCCUGAGGCCUUACCAUCCGGGACCAGCGCUCGGGAAUGUAGACGACUACCACGCUACCACAUACCAUCACAACCAUAGUGGUCGUCAAAAAGGGAUGUAGCGACACACACCCCGCUACAACAGCGGCCCCUCCACCCUACAACCGCUUGAGAAAGCCCAGAACUCUACCCUCCGUGUCAUCCUCGGGGCGCCCCUAUGGACGAAAUGCGUCUGCCUCAGAGCGGAGGCGCGCAUAAGCAGUGUCGUCACAAGAGUAACUCCGCUCUCUGUCGGCCACCUGUCGACGCUGCUGUGCCACAAGGGCUCGGAGCCGCUACGGGCCUCAGUCGGCCAAGCCCUAUUGCGGGCGCCGAUCCUGUUCCGCAAGAGGACGUGGGCGGCGAUUGCAGCCCCAAGCUCAGAACUACCCCCUUGUCCAGCGUGUUUCUGAGGGACAGAGAUCCACCUUACCCCGACUAUCCUGCCCCUCCCCCCUGGGCGGCGGCCCCCUUCACAACCACCAUCCGACCGCUGCCAGCGAGGAAGGCCUUGUUAGUUGGAGAGCGGCUGACGAGGGAGGCCAUGGAUAGGGAGAAGGACGUGGCGCGGCCCUACGCUCAUGUAUAUUACUCCGACGGAUCUAUCAGCCAUCACACCCGAGCAGUCGGUGCGGCGUUCGUCACGGCCGGGCACACUGCCAUGUUCAGGCUGCCGGAAGGGUGCUCCUUCACCCAGGUCGAACUAGUAGCUAUUCACCAGGCGCUGCGCUAUGCUGUAGAGGAGGGCAGAGGCGACGCGAUCCUCCACUGUGACUCAGUGCCAGCUAUUCAGUCACUCCACCGGGACCCGUUGGCGGACAACGCCACCCUCCUUACCAGCAUCCACGUCCUGAUGCGGAUAAUGGAGGGGGCCGGCCGUCACGUGGCCGUCAACUGGAUCCCCAGCCAUGCCGGUGUGCCGGGGAACGAGGCGGCUUACUAGGCGGCCUAUGAGGCCACGCUGCUCCCAUCGGUGACGUACCGCCUACCACCGAGCGUGUCCCUCCUCAAGACGAACAUGUCGUCGUAUGCCUCGGCUGCCACCACCAGGGAGGUGGAGGAGGCUCUGGCAGCAGACUCCCCAUCUGCCUACUGGUAUAUUACAGCGACCGGCUCGGGCUCACGCCAAGUACCAUCGGCCGUCCGCAGGCGUGUGGCAAUACGUCUCCAUCGCCUACGCCUCGGAUACAAAUGCGCCUCACUGCUACACCCAGACGGUCCAGUUCCGGUGGAGUGCCCUCACUGCGACGAGGAAGUGGGCCACCCGCUCCUCCACUACCUCCUGGAAUGCACGAGCACACAACCCCUCCUCCAAAACCCCGAGGGGCUAUCUGCGCCUGCUCUCAUUCUGUCAUUCAUAGUCUUUCAGAUGAGGCCCUGGUGCGCCUCGUGAGGGACUACGACCCGCUCCGCUAGAGCCGCUCUCCGAACGCCAUCCUGCUACGGGCCGUCGUUAUUCGACAAGGGCCCGUUUCCCCCUCGGGGGGAAAUCGUACCACCACCACCAGUGGGAAACCCAGUGGCACGCCAGCCCUCGUCGGGCAAGCAACUUGGCCGGCCCUUCCGCCGGUAGUAGACUGCCUGGUUGCUCGCCAGGCUCCUGCUACAGGCGCCCGGGGGACCCGUGCCUCCGUCGCUGCUCGACGGCUGUUACUCGUGGCGGCGGCGGAGGCGUCCCCACACCCGCCUCGAGUUUCAAUUACUUGUCCCCCCUUACAGGGCCGCCCUUAGGCCAAAGGCCCUGUCCCCUAUUAAGGGGUAAAUCUUUAAAGGAAGCAAGUGGGAAACCGGUCAAGUCUCAUCGGCUGUUAAAGUGUGACCUCUCACUGGAUUUACUUCACACGGCGUCAUCACCUCCCUGACGGUGAGGUACAAUGACAUACCCGAGGAGGAUGCAUUACCUAUUGUUGCUUUAAUCUUGUUUCCUUGUUUCCCAUUAUCACUAAGGGUUACAACUUCAUAAUACCUGGGUUAUAUCUUUGUUUCACCUUAAGUUUAAGUGCAAUAUAAGUAUAAUUAAGUAUAAGUGUUUGAUUUAGCUGUGUUUUACUUUAGAGUUGUUAUUCACCAAAAGCUGUCACCCCUUCUUUCGGUGACGUACCAUACUACCACUACUAUUACUACUACUACUACUAC
Molecule: messenger RNA, 4835 nt
Organism: Eriocheir sinensis (Chinese mitten crab)
Lineage: Eukaryota; Metazoa; Arthropoda; Malacostraca; Decapoda; Varunidae
Exons: 2
Coding region: 2878-3642 (254 amino acids)
Molecular function (GO): RNA-DNA hybrid ribonuclease activity; nucleic acid binding
Source: RefSeq, a predicted model, not a curated record